Molecule: messenger RNA, 2631 nt
Organism: Aricia agestis (brown argus)
Lineage: Eukaryota; Metazoa; Arthropoda; Insecta; Lepidoptera; Lycaenidae
Product: nucleolin 2-like
Exons: 13
Coding region: 222-1715 (497 amino acids)
Source: RefSeq, a predicted model, not a curated record
GAUGCUUUCUAGUUUCUAUUGUAAAUUGAGGUUAUAGUCACAGAGUACUUUAUUAUAUACUGGUUAUAAUUUAUAAAUCUACUUAAAUUAAUCUGUGUUAUAAAUAAAAGCGAAAGGAAUCAUUAUUAGUUUUCAGUAAUAUAUGAAAAAGAUACUGUUAUAUUGGUGGAAUUUUAAUAUCCCUAUUGUUUACCCGUAAAAUUAUUGUGAAGUGAUAAACAAUGUCUGAGCAAGAGGAACCGGUGGCUAAAUUAGCAAAGCUAGAGGGCUCCAUCGAGUCCAUGGAUGAUGGACAGGAGGAAUGGCUGAGUGAAGGCAUUCUCACUGAUGAUGACGGGAAUCCUGGGACAGAAAAUGAUUCAAGUGCAGCCCAAAGCCAAGACGAGACGAUGGAGUCUGAGCCAGCCCUAGAGGAGCCCACAGAGAAACUUCAGGAACCAACAGAGGACAAGAAGGACAAAGAGAAUGGCACUGAACUCAACACGGAUAAGAUAGCAGAGGCCCUUGACGAUAUGGAAAAUGAAAAAACUGAUAAAAAUGAGCAGGACGGCAUGCAAGGAGAUCUGAGUACAUUUUUGGUGCGAAAGGCAGACGGGUCAAUAUUAGAAACAAAGGAAAGAAGAGAGGACACUGAUAUGGAGUCUCCGAGGCACACUGAUGAAGAUGCCAAUGACACUGACGAGUUAUUGCGGAUGCUGGGUGAUGAUGAUCAGAAAGCUAAGAAGAAGAAGGAGGUGCGCAAGACAGCCGAGAAGAAGACAAAAGACGACCAGUCCACCGACGAAGAGGACAUCUUCACCGGUAAAAUGACAAGGUUAAAAUCGAAACUGACAAAGAAGAUACCAACAAAAGCUGUUCCCGAGGUGACAAGCGAUGAUGAGAGUACAAAUUUGAAAUCAAGACUCAGGACACCAAAGAAACCGAUUUUAAAGAAGACACCAUUGAAAACUAAAUCCGGUGGUAGCGACGAAGAAAAUAUAACUCCGAAAGUCAAGGGCGUAAAGAAAAUUGUGACUAAGGCGGUGCCCGAAGUCUCCGACGAUGACAACUUUUCAUCGGACGACAAGAACGUGAUGAAGAAGAUGUUCUCAACGAAGAAGAAGGUGCAAUUCGCCGCCAAGAGUACCGCCAAGCCCAGCGCCAAGCCCAGCGCUAAGCCCAGCGCCAACAAGUACAACGCGCAGGCGCGGCGGGAAAUAGAAGCAUCGAAGCGUCUGGAGGCGCUGAAGAAGACGCAGAAGCCGGCGGUCGAGGUGAAGGAACCAGAGGAUAUCCGCGGUGAAGAGUUCCUCGACGAAGACCUCUUCGACUUGGACGAGUAUGGCGAGGAUGCGGAGAUGCGCGGCGAGGGGCGGGGCUCGCGGCAGCCAAUGAUGCGGCCUGAGCGCAUGGAGGAGGAGUCGCUGUCCGACGGCGACAGCCCCUCAGAUAACAGCUACUACGACGAUCUGCCGUCGACGGACUCGGAGGAGGACCUGGAGGACUGGUUCACGUUCGACAUCCGCGCCGAGCGCGCCGGCGACUACCUGCCUCUGCUCGGCGACAAAGCGCACCAGAUACUGUCGGAGGAGCGGGCGCGGUUAGCGGGGCGCGUGUCGUCCCUGCGGCACGACCUCGCCGCGGCGGCCGCAGCUGCGCGCGCGCACGCCACGUCGCUGCGUCGCGCCGCCGCCGUCGUCGCCGAGCUCGACGCCUCUAUUAAGGCCGCUGUGUAGAUAGAUCAUGCAGAAACAACGGAAUCUAUCACGUGGUGAAAAUGAUGUGUUAUCGAAGAUAUUGCAGUACCCUCGGCAGUGUGUUAUCACUUAUCACUUAUGAAAGAUCGCAAGAUAAGGGCAUAAACGCCAAUUCUGAAAAUAAUUUCUGUCCUUGUCUUACCGAAGGUCUACCAGAACCUGAUGGCAAAAAGUGAGAAAAGAAAUUGACUCUAGCAAUACCGGGGUAAUUGGAAUAAAAUAUUUAGAUCCUUUUUUUCCUUAUAGUGGCUGGCCAUCACAUUCUGGUAUACCUUGAUGUUUAUUGAUGUGGGCGUAUAAUAUGAUAGGAAAUAGAUAAACUAAUAAUAUGUUUUUUAUAGAAUCAGACUCGUAAAUGCCCCUGCUAUAGGAUUUGCAACAAUGUCUUAGAACUGAUGAACAAUAAGAGAAGAAAUGUAAUAAUAAAUAAAGUUAGUGUAAAAAACGAAUCGUAAGAAAUAUAAAAAUGUGCUUGCAAUGAAUUUAUUUUUGCUAGUAGAGAAAUAACAGCACUGCAAUGAAAUACUUAUAUUAAGUAUAAUACGGCCGUAUAAUGUUAAAAAUACGGGACCAAAACACCAGCAUCUUUGUAUGUUCAAAUAGAGACAGUAACGAACAUUACAUAAUAUACUAAAAACUAAGACUAACACUCUGUAAUGUGUAUGCAGACGUUAGAACUACGUUAGAGCUAGCGCACUACGACUUUUGCCGCGCGACUAUUUUACCGACCGGCGACCUACAAAAACUCAAAUAAAAUGUUACUUUAUGACAUGCGCUAUAGGUUUCGUUUUGCUCUACGCCAUUGCAAGUUUGCAACUGUGGCAUGGUCGCUAGACGCUAGACCGGUAGAAAAUGAAACCAAUAGCCUAUGUCAUAAAGUGACAUUCUAUUUAAA